This is a messenger RNA of Equus quagga, 1235 nucleotides long. RefSeq names its product keratin-associated protein 10-12-like. The transcript is spliced from 2 exons. Gene Ontology annotation, cellular component: keratin filament. The record is from RefSeq and is a predicted model, not a curated record. The coding region runs from base 52 to 966 and encodes 304 amino acids. Lineage: Eukaryota; Metazoa; Chordata; Mammalia; Perissodactyla; Equidae.
CAUGCACACUCACACACACACUCCACCCUCCUCCAGCUCCACCGCCCCACCAUGGCCGCCUCCACCCUGUCCGUCUGCUCCAGCGACCUCAGCUAUGGCAGCCGGGUCUGCCAGCCCGGUGCCUGGGACUCCUGCCCUGACUCCUCCUGGCAGGUGGACGACGGCCCAGAGAGCUGCUGCGAGCCCCCCUGCUGUGCCCCCAGCUGCUGCGCCCCGGCCCCCUGCCUGAGCCUCGUCUGCACCCCCGCCAGCUGUGUGUGCAGCCCCUGCCAGGCAGCCUGCACCAGCUCCUGCACGCCCUCGUGCUGCCAGCAGUCUAGCUGCCAGCCCUCAUGCUGCGCCUCCUUCCCCUGCCAGCAGGCCUGCUGCGUGCCCGUCUGCUGCACCCCCGUCUGCUGCAAGCCCGUGUGCUGUGUGCCUGUCUGCUCUGGGCCCUCCCUCUGCUCAGACUCCUCGUGUUGCCAGCAGUCUAGCCGCCGGCCCUCAUGCUGCGCCUCCUCCCCCUGCCAGCAGGCCUGCUGCGUGCCCGUCUGCUGCACCCCCAUCUGCUGCAAGCCCGUGUGCUGUGUGCCUGUCUGCUCUGGGCCCUCCCUCUGCUCAGACUCCUCGUGUUGCCAGCAGUCUAGCUGCCAGCCCUCAUGCUGUGCCUCCUCCCCCUGCCAGCAGGCCUGCUGUGUUCCCGUCUCCUGCACACCGGUCUGCUGCAAACCAGCUGUGUGUGUGCCCGUGAGCUGCCAGUCUGCCGUGUGCACACCCGUGAGCUGCCAGCCGGCUGUGUGCACACCUGUGAGCUGCAGGCCCACUGCCUGUGUGGCCCCCUCCUGCCAGUCCUUUGUGUGUGUGCCUGUGAGCUGCAGGCCUGCUGUCUGCGUGGCCCCCUCCUGCCAGUCCUCCAGGUGCUGCCAGCCCUCCUGCCCCACCCUGGUCUGCAGACCUGUCCCCUCUUGCACCCCUUGCUGCUGCUGACCCUGAGUCCCUUUCUCAGCUGCUCUCAGUGCACACAGGUCCACACCUGUACCCUUCCCAGACAGAGUGGGCCUCCAGCUUCUGCACGUGGCAGAUGCAAAGUAUCUGCUGAACCCUGUAAACUCAGGUGGGCACGUGGCCAGAUGAUCUGGAUUCCUCCGUGAACCUCCCCAUCCCCUCAGGGAAGCCCUGGUUCCCAGGGUCCUUCUCUGUCUCCAGCAGGAAACAAAACCCUAUGUGAGCCAAAUAAAUCGUGCUUUCCCAAUGCA